Messenger RNA from Hemicordylus capensis (graceful crag lizard), 1080 nucleotides. Its product is annotated as 3-galactosyl-N-acetylglucosaminide 4-alpha-L-fucosyltransferase FUT3-like. Lineage: Eukaryota; Metazoa; Chordata; Lepidosauria; Squamata; Cordylidae. Gene Ontology annotation, molecular function: alpha-(1->3)-fucosyltransferase activity. The transcript has a single exon. Gene Ontology annotation, cellular component: membrane. The coding region runs from base 1 to 1080 and encodes 359 amino acids. The record is from RefSeq and is a predicted model, not a curated record.
AUGGAUUUCUGUGGACGGACAAAAAUCCCAUCUUUUCGAAAAAUCCUUCUUUUAGUUGUCUCCCAGGUCAUAAUCAGCACAGCAUUCUUUGCCUACAUCCAAAACUUCUGGAGUGAAGACCCUACACUCCUACACUCCUACAAGUUGUUCCCUGCAAAUUACUCUGUCAUUGAGAAGAACACUUCAAAUCUCAUCAUCCUGCUGUGGACAUGGCCGUUUUGGGUAUGUUUUACUAUUGAAAAGUGUUCCAAGCUCAUGGGCAUCCCUGAUUGCCACAUCACAGCCAACCGCAGCUGGUACCACAAAGCUGAUGCGGUCAUCAUUCACCACCGAGAUGUGUGCUAUAGUCCAAGGCAGCUGCCACAAGGGCCAAGGCCACCUUUUCAACGCUGGAUCUGGUUCAAUCUGGAACCUCCCAGCAAUUCCCCCAACCUGGGCUUCAUGGACAAUAAAUUCAACCUCACCAUGUCCUACCGGAGAGACUCAGAUAUCUUUACCCCCUAUGGAUGGCUGGAGGUCCUCACUGAGCCACAGAAUGUCACCAUUCCACCCAAGUCCAAGCUGGUGGCCUGGGUCAUCAGUAACUGGAACCCAGCCUCCCAGCGUGUGAAAUACUACAAGGAGUUGAAAAAGUACAUCCAAGUGGAUGUGUAUGGACAAGGCCACUUGCCUUUACCUCAAGACAAACAGCUGUCCACUUUAUCCCAGUAUAAGUUCUACCUGGCCUUUGAGAACUCCAUCCAUGAGGACUACAUCACUGAGAAGCUUUGGAAGAACUCCUUGCUCUCAGGAGCUGUCCCUGUGGUGUGUGGACCACCACGGAAGAACUAUGAGCGCUUUUUGCCGCCAGAUGCCUUCAUUCAUAUUGAUGACUUGCCAACUGCAAAAGAGUUGGCCUUCUUCUUAAAAGAACUGGACAAGGAUGAAACACGGUACCAGAGUUACUUUCAGUGGAGGACGUGGCUAGAACCCAUUAGGGACACUCCCUGGAGCAGUCACUAUUGCAAAGCAUGCCGGGCUUUACAGACAGCCUCGAUCCAAUUCAAGACUGUCCCAGAGUUGAGCAAAUGGUUCAAGUGA